This is a messenger RNA of Loa loa (African eye worm), 339 nucleotides long. RefSeq lists its product as hypothetical. The record is from RefSeq and is a predicted model, not a curated record. The transcript has 2 exons. Lineage: Eukaryota; Metazoa; Nematoda; Chromadorea; Rhabditida; Onchocercidae. The coding region runs from base 1 to 339 and encodes 112 amino acids.
AUGAAUGUUUCACUUAGCCUGCUGUUAGGUAUGGCUUCCAUGCUUGAAGUGGAUGUAGCCAACAAAAUGUCAAAUGAUAAAAACCAGUAUAAAUAUAACAGAAUUGAAAGAAAUCCACCAUAUCUUUUUAUUUCUGUUAGCAGUAAAAUCAUUCGUGGAAUCACUGUUUUUAAAAAUUCCAAAUUUUCAAUCAUGGGACAGUACCAUCAGGAACAAGGAACGAGAGUAACGUCGAAUUACUGCAGUAAGGGUGAUCAUAAUUUAUCGACACUUUUGGUCUUUUUCUGUUUUUUCUACUAUUUCCUACCAUAUUUGCUCGUUAAUACAAAAGAUAAAUGA